GCUGCACAUGCGGCUGCUCCCUGCUCCGUCCCGCCCAGCCUCCGUCGCGCAGGAACGGGUCCCUGCAGCCCCCAGCCGAUGGCAGGACAGUAGCCGCCUGUCAGGGGUCGUGAAAGGCUGAGGCAGACGCGGCUGCUCCCGGGCCUCAGAGAGUGGGUGUCUCUGGAGGCCAUGGGCUACCCCGAGGUGGAGCGCAGAGAACCCCUGCCCGCGGCAGCGCCGCGGGAGCGGGGGAGCCAGGGCUGCGGCUGUCGCGGGGCCCCUGCCCGGGCAGGCGAAGGGAACAGCUGCCGGCUCUUCCUGGGUUUCUUUGGCCUCUCGCUGGCCCUCCACCUGCUGACGUUGUGCUGCUACCUAGAGUUGCGCUCCGAGUUGCGGCGGGAACGGGGAGCCGAGUCCCGCUUCGGCGCCCCCGGCACCUCUGGCACCCUGAGCAGCCCCGGUGGCCUCGACCCCGACGGUCCCAUCACCCGCCGCUUCGGGCGGCAGUCCCCACAGCAGCCGCCGCUGGAACCGGGAGAAGCCACACUCCCUUCAGACUCCCAGGACGGUCACCAGAUGGCCCUUCUGAAUUUCUUCAUCCCAGAAGAAAAGUCAUACCCUGAAGAGGAAAGUAAGCGUGUUCGUCGCAAUAAAAGAAGCAAAAGCAGUGAAGGAGCAGAUGGUCCAGUUAAAAACAAGAAAAAGGGAAAAAAGGCAGGACCACCUGGGCCCAAUGGCCCCCCAGGACCUCCAGGACCUCCAGGACCCCAAGGACCCCCGGGGAUUCCAGGGAUUCCUGGAAUCCCAGGAACAACUGUUAUGGGACCACCUGGCCCUCCAGGUCCUCCUGGUCCUCAAGGACCCCCUGGUCUCCAGGGACCUUCUGGUGCUGCUGAUAAAGCCGGAAGUCGAGAAAACCAGCCAGCUGUGGUGCAUCUCCAGGGCCAAGGGUCAGCAAUUCAAGUCAAGAAUGAUCUUUCAGGUGGAGUGCUCAAUGACUGGUCUCGCAUCACCAUGAACCCCAAGGUGUUUAAACUACAUCCCCGCAGCGGGGAGCUGGAGGUACUGGUGGACGGCACCUACUUCAUCUAUAGUCAGGUAGAAGUCUACUACAUCAACUUCACUGAUUUUGCCAGCUAUGAGGUGGUGGUAGAUGAGAAGCCCUUCCUACAGUGCACCCGCAGCAUCGAGACGGGCAAGACCAACUACAACACCUGUUACACCGCGGGCGUCUGCCUCCUCAAAGCACGGCAGAAGAUUGCUGUGAAGAUGGUGCACGCCGACAUCUCCAUCAACAUGAGCAAGCACACCACCUUCUUUGGGGCCAUCAGGCUGGGCGAGGCCCCUGCAUCCUAGAUCCCUCACCCCAACCCCAGCCCCAGUUUUGCCCCUGCCUGUGCCCCAACCCCAGGUUUGGGAGCCAGGACUCCCAGAACCUCCAAGUGCUGCUGUGGAGUGAGGCGUGUGGGUGUUGCAGCCGCCGAGAAAAAUGCCCCCAGUGACUCCAGGAUGAGAAGGUUUGCUUGACUUUCCAAAAUGACCUUGAGUUAACAGGACAGUUGAUGGAGCCCCAGGGUGGACAUGAAGCAGAGCCUUCCUCCUUGGCUACAUGUUGACUGCUUAUGGCCUGACCCGUCAACCUCGAGGUCCCUGCUGUCACUUUAUUGCACUAAAGUGAGGGUCUCGGGCAACAGGCAAGAAGGCAAAGGUGUGCCCCAGACUAUGGGGUGAGCCUCUGACCCCCAAGGGGCUGCUGCUCCUAUCUGCACUGGGGGUUGGGGGCAGGGAUGGGGCGGGAGGGGAGCACUGCAGCCUAAAGAGAGGGGCAGGGAGGGGAAAGGGCAAGUGCUCAUGGCAGAGACCAAGUGAGGGACCUGCCAGACGGUCAGCGAGCUCUUCCCGCUCAGGCUGAGCCGUGUUGCAACAGCUUGCCAGGCUUUGGGGACAGGAGGUUGGUUCUUCCUUGGAGCAACUGCAGGGGAUGGCCAGAAACCCACCUGCAUAAGCCCCUGAAGCCAUACCUGAGGCCACAUGUCUUUCACGUUGUUUACAGCUGUGCUCCACGCUCAGAAAACUCCCCGGGGCCCUGCCCAGUUGCUCCCUUCCCAGCCUGACUCAACCACCCGUUCCCUUCCUCCUCAGAGCCUACCUCUGUCUGAGACAGGUGCCAAUCCUGGGCCUGUGUUGAUGUGAGUCUGGGAUACUCCUUAGGUUACCCGGGCACCAAGGAAGUUUUCCAUUUAUUAAGCAACACAAAUAUUCAUCUAGUCAACCUGCGUCUGGGGGCCAAGGGUGGGACUGGAUGACCUCCCUAGAAGUUCCUUCAAAUUCUAAUAUUUAGGCAGCUGCUGGGCUAAACUACUAAAAUUCCCAAACCCUGGACAACCCCUGGGCAGCGACAAGGCAGAACUUUUCUACCUGACCCAGAAAGGGCAAGAGGUGGGAACAGGACAGGGUUUUAUCCAAGUUUGCUGCAACCCAAAAGGUCAUUACCAUAGGCCUUAUCUGAAAGGACAGCAGCUGAUGCCUUCCUGAACCUCCCCUCACCUUUCUUCUCUCUGGCUCUGGGAAGUCACUGUACGGCAGCAUCACCAUAGAUUCCAGUGCUGCUCCCCUGAAUCCAGGCUCAGGAGAAGGCAGCACCUAGGCACUGGGCAGGGCUCUGCCUUCUAGCCAGGCCCAAAGACACCUUCCCCGACCCCCACCCCCAACCCCGAGCCUCUCAUCAGAUUAUAUGAUAGGAUCAUUCAAGGGCCUCAUUUCUAACUGCCUGGGCCCAGGCUGGCUUCUGGGUGCUGGCUCUAACGCACAGCUGGGAGGGCCAGUCUUGUAGAGCCUGCUCUUCUUAUUCCAGAAACAAGUUUCCUUUUCAGGAGAUAGGGAAUAAGUUCCCUUGGGCAGCUGAAAUCCACCAAGAACCACAGGUCCUCAUUUCCCUGCUGUGCCUUCCCUUUCUAAGCAACUACACUGCUUGGCCCUUCGAGGGUCAGGGUAAGAGUGGGUAGGCUACGCCGCCAUUGUCUGGUUGCUAAUGACAGCCUGGCCAUCCCAUGUGAGGGAAACUUUAGGCAUGUAUUUGACCCCAGCUCCUAUAAAGUGCCUUACACAGUCCUUGGUCAUGGCGGGAUCUGAUGAGAACCUAUCCUGCAAGUUUGGAAAGUCCUUUCUCUCAUCUCCUUUGAUAAUAUCACAAAUCCCAUGGUUUAGACCAGGCUCAGAGAGGUGAAGUGCUUUAACCAGGAUCUCACCCAGUUUAAGGCACAAACCUGGGCUUCAACCAGAUCUGACUCCAAAGCUGUUCUGUUCCAGCCCAGUAUUGUGUUGAAUCUGGAAUCUAGAGAGAACCAAUAAAAAUGGAACUAUGGACCCCAGAUCCUUGAGGGGCCUUGGGAGAAACCCAGAGAUGCUCGCCUUCAUUCCUUGAUGGUAACGCCUAUUCUCUUGGCGGCCAGGGGCUCUAUGGCAAAAGAGUAGGACGUUUGAGGAGGGGAAACAGCCAUCAGCCUUUGAGCUCUUGUGUUCAGAAGAAUUGUCUUGGUACCGCAUCGAAACAGUAGGCCUCUAGUACCCACAGAAUGGAUGCCCCUUAUGUCCUUUCAUCCACCCGGCAAACCAGUGUACCAACCAACCAUUGUAUAUGGCGCCCCUACUGCAGACAGUGUCCUCUGGUUACCCUGCGGACAGGUCACAGGAGCUGGCUGCUUCCCACAGCUACUAAGUAACUCCUUAUCCCUUUCUACCAUACCUCAGAGACCUCUGUGCUACCCGGAUCUCUCAGGGAUGGAGGGAAGACCAGAGAGAGGGCUGGCUCUAAGGCCAAAGGGGUGUGAGCAAAAGGAAGGAAAAGGUUUCUGAAUUGUGCCCCGAAAGGACAUUCUGACACCCACUCUAUUCUCCCGAUAUGGAGGGGAUUCAAAGGGAAAACAGGAUCACACAGGACCUCUUUAUUCAUUGCAACCCCUCAAAAGGAACCCUGGAGGGAGAAGAGCUGGGAGGGGACCCAGAGGUGGCUAGGGAGCCCGGUUGCCGCCAAGUUACUGGCAAAGUGGUGAAGCCAUUUACUAUCAAGAGAAGGUGCAAAGAGACUCCCAGUUUGGAAUUAUGCUGCUGUGACUUGGCCAGAAGGCCAAGGCCUGCUUGGAGAAUGGCAUGAGGGUAUUUGUGAGCAAGCAGAGGGCUGAGGUUUGAAGGAGAAUUGUGUGGCGGGGGCUUUGCCAGCUACUUGGGCUUCAGCAGCUGAAGCUGGCACAAAAGGCAGCUGUUGGGGGCUGUUCAGCUGCUGGUUCUUUGGAAAAUUUAGUCUUUGCCUUUUGUCCCCUUUCAUCCAUCCUGAGCCAAACAUCUUCUGAUGAGCAGUAAAGGGCUAGGAACCCUGGAGGUGAACCAAGACUCUGAUCCACGUGUGAGUCAAGGUGUUUUAUGUAACUUCUGAUGGAUGCAAACAGAUUCAGAGAAAUUGAGGGCUGGAAAGGCCCUUAGAGGGAAUCUAGCCUGACCCACCUUCUACCCCAACCUGACUCACAUGGAACCUGAGGCCCUGAGAGGGAAGGUGACCCGCCCGAGGGGAAGGAGCCCUGACCUCCAGACUGAGUAAGGUGAGGGGAGAGCAGUCCCUGGUCCCACACAGCUCCCUUCUUUCUGCCAACCCCAGACGCAAGGCUGUAAGUGUGUGGCCCCCUUCCAGAGCUUGGCCAGGCUGAGGAAGAGCAGCCACAGCCUUUGUAGGAGCACGUCUUUCCCCAGGGCGCUCUCCCAGCUUCUGCCUCUGGACUGGAAGGUUCUGGACAGGCCCGACACUGAGGCCACCUUGGCACUGCCUUGGGCCCUGUCCCUGCCUGGAGGCUCCCCUAGGGCAUAUGAGCACAAAGAAGGAACAGGAUUUUUUUUCUUGUAAUGCAAUUCAGGGUUCUCCCCAAGUGGAGUGAGGAUGUGUCCUUUCUUUAUUCCAAAAGCUCCCAGCUGGGGUGGGGGUGGGCUUUGUUGUGAGAAUGGCCUGGAGCAGGCCCAGUGCUGCUUUGGGGGUCGGCACCCAGUGUGAGAUACCGUGUAUAUAAACUAUACAUAAUGUAUAUAAACUGGGAUGUAAGUUUGUGUAAAUUAAUGGUUUAUUCUUUGCAAAUAAAGCUUUCUCCCCUUGUUCUUGA
Messenger RNA from Camelus dromedarius (Arabian camel), 5126 nucleotides. It is a transcript of the gene EDA, whose product is annotated as ectodysplasin A. Gene Ontology annotation, biological process: immune response; animal organ development. Gene Ontology annotation, cellular component: membrane. The transcript has 8 exons. NCBI's taxonomy places the organism in Eukaryota, Metazoa, Chordata, Mammalia, Artiodactyla, Camelidae. Bases 172 to 1338 code for a protein of 388 amino acids. The record is from RefSeq and is a predicted model, not a curated record. Gene Ontology annotation, molecular function: tumor necrosis factor receptor binding; death receptor binding; death receptor agonist activity.